GCAGACCAGCGCCCCCUUCCCCGAGCGCGCCCCGGGGUCCCCGAGCGGGGUGGGGUCGGGGGCGGAGUCCACAAUCCGGCCCUGCCCUGCGGGCGGGCUUAGGCCUUCGCCCCAUGCUACAGCUGCGGGGCCAAUCCGGGAUCGGGGGCGCUCCCCGGCCUCCUUUCCGGGCCCUGGGCUUCCUCUGGCUGCCGCCCCGCCCCUCGGGCUCCCAGCCGCCCCCGGCCCCCAUUCGGGCCGGGCCUGAAGGCGGCGGCGGCGGCUACAGUCCCGCGAGUGGCGGCAGCGGCGCGGCCAGGUCAGCCUUUCACCGUGGAGUGCCCAGCUGUCAGCUGCCUCACAGGAAGAUGCUACAUGGACCAGGCAGCCCCGGCAGGGGUGUUUGCGUGGGGACAGCCCUGGGCAUGCUGUACCUCUGCCUCACAGGAGCUGUGGACGUCCAAGUCCCUGAGGACCCCGUGGUGGCCCUGGUGGGCUCUGACACCACCCUGUGCUGCUCCUUCUCCCCGGAACCCGACUUCAGCCUUACGCAGCUCAACCUCAUCUGGCAGCUGACCGACACCAAACAGCUGGUGCACAGCUUCGCCGAGGGCCGCGACCAGGGCAGUGCCUAUGCCAACCGCACCGCGCUGUUCCCAGAGCUGCUGGCGCGCGGCAACGCGUCGCUGAGGCUGCAGCGCGUGCGCGUGGCGGAUGAGGGCAGCUUCACCUGCUUUGUGAGCAUCCGAGACUUUGGCAGCGCCGCCGUCAGCCUGCAGGUGGCGGCCCCUUACUCGAAGCCCAGCAUGACCUUGGAGCCCAGCAAGGACCUGCGGCAUGGGGACCUAGUGACCAUCACUUGCUCCAGCUACCGGGGUUACCCCGAAGCUGAGGUGCUGUGGCGGGACGGUCAGGGCACGCCCUUGACCGGCAACGUGACCACGUCGCAGAUCGCCAAUGAUCAGGGCUUGUUCGAUGUGCACAGUGUGCUGCGAGUGGUGCUGGGCGCGAAUGGCACCUACAGCUGCCUGGUGCGCAACCGGGUGCUGCGGCAGGACACGCACAACUCGAUCACCAUCAUGCCCCACAGGACCCCUGCAGGAGCCGUGGACGUCCAAGUCCCUGAGGACCCUGUGGUGGCCCUGGUGGGCACCGACACCACCCUGUGCUGCUCCUUCUCCCCGGAACCCGACUUCAGCCUUACGCAGCUCAACCUCAUCUGGCAGCUGACCGACACCAAACAGCUGGUGCACAGCUUCGCCGAGGGCCGCGACCAGGGCAGUGCCUAUGCCAACCGCACCGCGCUGUUCCCAGAGCUGCUGGCGCGCGGCAACGCGUCGCUGAGGCUGCAGCGCGUGCGCGUGGCGGAUGAGGGCAGCUUCACCUGCUUUGUGAGCAUCCGAGACUUUGGCAGCGCCGCCGUCAGCCUGCAGGUGGCGGCCCCUUACUCGAAGCCCAGCAUGACCUUGGAGCCCAGCAAAGACCUGCGGCCUGGGGACCUGGUGACCAUCACUUGCUCCAGCUACCGGGGUUACCCCGAAGCUGAGGUGCUGUGGCGGGACGGUCAGGGCACGUCCUUGACCGGCAACGUGACCACGUCGCAGAUCGCCAAUGAGCAGGGCCUGUUCGAUGUGCACAGCGUGCUGCGAGUGUUGCUGGGCGCGAAUGGCACCUACAGCUGCGUGGUGCGCAACCGGGUGCUGCAGCAGGACACGCACGGCUCUGUUACCAUCACGGGGCAGCCCGUGACGUUUCCUCCGGAGGCCCUGUGGGUGACCGUGGGACUCUCUGUCUGCCUCCUUGUACUGCUGGUGGCUCUGGCCUUCGUGUGCUGGAGGAAGAUCAAGCAGAGCUGUGAGGAGGAGAAUUCAGGGGCUGAGGACCAGGAUGGGGAUGGAGAAGGCUCCAAGACGGCCCUGCGGCCUCUGAAACACUCGGAAAGCAAAGAAGGAGAAGCAGAUGAUGGACAUGAAAUCGCCUGACCAGGCGCUGUGGCCCCCGCCCGGGGGCUCCACCCUCUGGCUGCGCUGGGGCCUCAGAGGGAGCCCUGCCCCCACCCAUGGGUCCAGCUCUAUCUGGGCCCAGAGGAUGCGGUACACAGACCACGCUGCCGCCUAUCGUCUCUUAAGGGACACGAUGCCCAGGUCCUCCUGCUGCCUUAUUUCUCACAGACACAGUACUGAGACCACGCCACGGCCCCGUUCCUCCAAGCCACACAGGAUGCGUGGCCGCCUUUCCUCUCAGAGGACACAGCCUUCAGGUGCACUUCUGCCUUAUUUCUCCAAGAUGCACUACACGGUCACCUCUUGCCUUGUCUUUCUGGUGGCACUGUGCACUGAUUCCCUUUCCUCAGCCCUUUCCCGACCUGCUUGUGGUCUGACUCCUGGACAUCCCUGAGUCUGGAGCUGCCUCUUCUGUUCCUCCUGUUUGUGUCCUGUGCUCGGCCUCUCCACAGUGCCCAGAGACACCAGGCGCCCUCCCUGCCAACUGUGCGUGCUGGGCCACGCACCCCCCCAUGCCACCUGCACCCGUGGGAAGCAGGUGCUGGUCACACUGGUUCUCUGGGGGCCUGCAGAGUGCAUUUGGGGGCAGAUUUUCACCCCCUACCAUCCCUACACCUUACCCAGAGACUGGGUUGAGGCAGAAGCGUGAGGGGCACCCCGGUCACACCAGAGAAUCAGGAGGCUUCCAGGGGUCUGUCCAAGGUGAGCCGAUGGGCAGCAGCCAGGCCCCUCUAAACCUGUCCUUGCUGGCUGGAGCCCAGGGCAGACUUUGGGGACACAGAGGGGACUGCCUGCCACCAUGGUGCUACUGGGGCCUGGGCGGACACGUCCAGGCUUAUAUGGCCAGCCCCCAGUCUCGGAAGAGUGGAGCUUCUGAGUCCUGUGUCCUUUGGUCUCUCUGCCACCCCAGGAGCAAAGAUGUCUAAUUUAAAUGUGGGACUCUGUAUAUUGGGGGUGGAUCUGGGGAAAAUAAAUGCUUUUUU
This is a messenger RNA of Octodon degus (degu), 2965 nucleotides long. It is a transcript of the gene Cd276, whose product is annotated as CD276 molecule. The transcript has 10 exons. The record is from RefSeq and is a predicted model, not a curated record. The coding region runs from base 114 to 1961 and encodes 615 amino acids. Lineage: Eukaryota; Metazoa; Chordata; Mammalia; Rodentia; Octodontidae.